AUUACCUAAGGCAGCGAUAAAGCUUGUCGCCUUAGACGCCCAAACGUUGACAUGAAUGUUGGUCUUACAUCGAACUGGAGGAUAUUGAUUUUCUUGCCUUUGACCUGUCCGCCAAGAGUCCUCUCUUGGACCAGAACAAGCAGACGACUGCAAGCCAUCAACCAUUUUCACUUCGACAUGGUGCUCCACUGGCUUCCAGGUGCUCACUACAUAUGUUCCGGACUCCUCUUGUCAUACCAAGAACACGUCUCAAUACUCUUUCGCACACGAGGUGCCAAGUUCCAUCUUUCCAUUCGACCCAAUAAAAUUCACCCGCUAGAAACCAGCAGCAAGAAUGAAACUGUGACGACGGAGUUAAAUGAUGCCCAUGUGGACUUUCCGGGACAAAUAGUAGAAAUAUUGCAAUAUUACGGAGACGGGUUUCAGCGGUUCGAAAUCCUCGAGCCAGUGCUCGCCAUAUUUAUGCUGGCUAAUACGUACCUUACCGCAUGUGUCACCCCGACGCGGAUAAGGGAAAUUAAAGAUGGUGCCCCGUAUAUGGGAUCUACAACUAGCUGAGCAGGCGAAGCGCCUUGAGCGAUUAGAACAUUCUUGCAACUUGCAAUGUACGCAGCCCAUCAGUGAUCCGGGUGAUCACCGGAGUUUGCAUCCAAAGUUUAUGCACCGGUCGGAGCAGAACCGACGGGGCCAGUACUGUCUAUGUGCUAUAGCAAAAAGAUAUUGCAGUCGCGCGUCACAAAAUGCGCCAUGGCCCAUGGGCUCCUAUUUGCGUAUGGCUACUUGCGACCGUAACCGUGUCUCAACUCCCUAGGUCCACUGUUUCGAUGUCAAUGUCGUCU
This is a messenger RNA of Suillus subalutaceus, 839 nucleotides long. RefSeq lists its product as uncharacterized. The transcript is spliced from 4 exons. Lineage: Eukaryota; Fungi; Basidiomycota; Agaricomycetes; Boletales; Suillaceae. Bases 52 to 558 code for a protein of 168 amino acids. The record is from RefSeq and is a predicted model, not a curated record.